GAUUUGUAAGGACCUUUGCUGAGAGGACCGCAGAACCGCGCACUCUGUCACACUAAGGACAUCCAUCAGUGCAGCAGAACUCGGGGGAGUUUAGGGAGCGUGUUGUGAAGGAGGGAGCCGUGCCAUAGCGGACGCGCCGGGUCUAGGCUCGUGCACGCAAAGGACUUGACCGCAAGCCUCCACCGGGACCAUCAGUGGCGGGCGGUAAGAAGAGGAGGCCAUGUGGACCGCACGCCUGCUCUUCCUUGCUAGCCUCUUCGCACCGACCGCUCUGGCAGCCUUCAGUCGAGCCCCGAUACCCAUGGCAGUGGUGAGGAGGGAGCUGUCAUGUGAGAGUUACCCCAUCGAGCUGCGCUGCCCGGGAACUGACGUCAUCAUGAUCGAGAGCGCCAACUACGGCCGCACGGACGACAAGAUCUGCGACGCCGACCCGGCACAGAUGGAAAACACACGUUGCUACCUGCCGGACGCGUACAAGAUCAUGUCUCAAAGGUGUAAUAACCGGACCCAGUGUGCUGUUGUGGCCGGGCCAGAUGUUUUCCCCGACCCGUGCCCAGGAACCUACAAAUACCUUGAAGUCCAAUACGAAUGUGUGCCCUACAAAGUGGAACAAAAAGUAUUCCUGUGCCCAGGGCUUCUGCGCGGGGUUUACCAGAGUGAACACCUUUUUGAAUCAGACCACCAGUCUGGUGCCUGGUGCAAAGACCCUCUCCAGGCCUCAGACAAGAUCUACUACAUGCCCUGGACCCCCUACCGUACAGACACGUUGACCGAAUAUUCCUCUAAAGAAGACUUCAUUGCCGGAAGGCCGACGACAACCUACAAACUCCCACACCGCGUGGACGGAACAGGAUUCGUCGUCUACGAUGGGGCACUCUUCUUCAACAAGGAGCGCACCCGCAACAUUGUCAAGUUCGACUUGCGGACUCGCAUCAAGAGCGGGGAGGCCAUCAUUGCCAGCGCUAACUACCACGACACCUCGCCCUAUCGCUGGGGGGGGAAGUCGGACAUCGACUUGGCUGUGGACGAGAAUGGCCUCUGGGUGAUUUACGCCACCGAGCAGAACAACGGGCGUAUUGUCAUCAGCCAGCUGAACCCCUACACGCUGCGGGUCGAGGGUACGUGGGACACCGCUUACGACAAGCGCUCAGCCUCCAACGCCUUCAUGAUCUGCGGGAUCCUCUACGUAGUGAAGUCUGUGUAUGAGGAUGACGACAAUGAGGCUACGGGGAACAAGAUUGACUACAUCUACAACACGGAGCUGAGUAAAGACGGUUUCCUGGACAUCCCCUUCCCCAACUCUUACCAGUACAUUGCUGCCGUGGAUUACAAUCCCAGGGACAAUCUGCUGUACGUGUGGAACAAUUACCACGUCGUCAAAUAUUCACUGGACUUUGGAGCAUUGGACAAUAGAUUAGGUAAGUCCAAGUCUUCCUCCUCCGUGAUGGUGUUCAUGGACACGACGACGACAAGAACCACCACCCGCCCCACCACCGUCACCACGACGACCACCGUGGCCAACGCGGCCGCUGCAACAACCAGGGAUGUCGCCAUGACAACGCCGAUCAGCCAGCGACCGCGCACGACCUCCACAACGGCGGCCUCGCCCCGUACGCCCGCGGAUAAUUUUGUCCCAGAGGUUGACAGCAGGUCGCCGCCCUCGUCCAAGCUCCCCAACAUCCGGAUGGAGUUCUGCAACCCGCUGGUGAUGGCGGACAUCUCCUGGCCCAAAACCAGACAGGGCCAUACCACCAAGAUGCCCUGCCCGCCAGGAACCAUUGGAAUGGCCCUGUACAUGUGUAUGGGGCUGGAGGGCUACUGGGACCCCCAGGGACCUGACCUCAGCAACUGCACCUCCCCCUGGGUCAACCACAUCAGCCAGAAGCUGAAAGCUGGAGAGACAGCAGCGGUCAUUGCCAGGGAGUUGGCAGAGCAAACCAAGAGUAAUCUUCAGGCAGGGGACAUCACCUACACUGUCAAGGCCAUGGUUCAGCUGGUUGACCUCCUGGACGUGCAGCUGAGGAACCUCACCCCGGGCGGCAAGGACAGCGCAGCUCGCAGCCUCAACAAGCUGCAGAAAAGGGAACGCUCUUGCCGGUUUUAUGUUCAGGCCAUGGUGGAGACAGUAAACAAUCUGCUGCAGCCCCAGGCUCAGGCGGCCUGGAGGGAGCUGAGCACCGGGGAGCAGCUGAGGGCAGCCACCAUGCUGCUGGACACGGUGGAACAAGGCGCUUUCGUCCUGGCUGACAACCUGCUGAAGACCGACAUCGUGCAGGAGAACACCGACAAUAUCCAGCUCGAGGUAGCCAGGAUGAGUACGGAUGGAAAUCUACCUGACCUGAAGUUCCCACAAAGUGGAGGCCAGGGGAACUCCAUCCACCUAUCUGCAAACACUUUGAAACAGCAUGGAAGAAAUGGUGAAAUCCGGAUAGCGUUUGUGCUCUACAAACAGAUCGGGGCCUACCUGUCAACGGAGAAUGCCAGCAUGAAGCUAGGCAGCGAGGCCAUGGCUACCAACUACUCUGUCAUUGUCAACUCACCGGUUAUCACCGCUGCCAUCAACAAGGACUCCAAUAAAGUCUACCUGUCGGACCCAGUCAUCUUCACCAUCAAACAUCUACAGCAGUCUGAAGAGAAUUUCAACCCCAACUGUUCAUUUUGGAGUUACUCCAAGCGGAGCAUGACCGGGUACUGGUCAACACAAGACUGCCGCCUGCUUGGCACCAAUAGGACGCACACCACAUGCUCCUGCACCCAUCUGACCAAUUUUGCCGUUCUCAUGGCCCACGUGGAAGUCAAGAAUGCAGACCCAGUUCACGACAUGCUGCUGGAUGUCAUUACUUGGGUGGGAAUCCUGUUAUCGCUGGUCUGCCUCCUCAUCAGCCUCUUCACCUUCUGCUUCUUCCGGGGCCUACAGAGUGACCGCAACACCAUCCACAAGAACCUCUGCAUCAGCCUCUUCAUCGCCGAGUCCCUGUUUCUGGUGGGGAUCAACCGGGCCGACCAGCCGAUUGCUUGUGCCGUCUUCGCCGCCUUGCUCCACUUCUUCUUCCUGGCGGCGUUCACGUGGAUGUUCCUGGAGGGCGUGCAGCUCUACAUCAUGCUGGUGGAGGUGUUUGAAAGCGAACACUCGCGCCGACGCUACUACUACCUGGUGGGCUAUGGGGUUCCCGCCCUCAUCGUGGCCGUGUCGGCGGCGGUGGACUACCGUAGCUACGGCACUGACCGAGUUUGCUGGCUUCGCCUGGACACCUACUUCAUUUGGAGUUUCAUAGGACCAGCAACCUUGAUAAUUAUGCUCAACGUGAUCUUCCUGGGCAUCGCUCUCUACAAGAUGUUCCAUCACACAGCCAUCUUAAAACCAGACUCCGGUUGCCUGGACAACAUAAACUAUCAGGAUUACGAACCUGAGAUCAAGUCAUGGGUGAUCGGGGCCGUCGCGUUGCUCUGCCUGCUGGGCCUGACGUGGGCUUUCGGCCUGAUGUAUGUCAACGAGAGCACAGUUGUCAUGGCCUACCUCUUCACCAUCUUCAACUCCCUGCAGGGGAUGUUCAUCUUCAUCUUUCACUGUGUCUUACAGAAGAAGGUGCGUAAGGAGUAUGGGAAGUGCCUGCGUACUCACUGCUGCAGCAGCAAAAGCGUGGAGAGCUCUAUUGGCUCUGGUAAAAAUACCGCCUCGCGCACGCCCGGGCGCUACUCCACCGCGUCACAGAGCCGCAUUCGCAGGAUGUGGAACGACACGGUCAGAAAACAGUCCGAAUCGUCUUUCAUGACCGGCGACAUCAACAGCUCUGCGUCGCUCAAUAGAGAGCCCUACAGAGAGACAAAGGGAAUCCUGAACAAUGCCCGGGAUACAAGUGUCAUGGAUACUCUACCACUGAAUGGUAACCAUGGCAACAGCUACAGCAUCGCCAGCGCUGAGUACAUGAGUGACUGUGUCCAGAUCAUCGACCGGGGCUACAACCACAAGGAGACCACCCUCGAAAAGAAGAUCCUGAAAGAGCUCACCUCCAACUACAUCCCCUCCUUCCUCAACAACACACACGAGCACUCUGCCGAGCAGAACCGAAACCUGAUGAACAAGCUAGUCAACAACGUCAGCAACGGCGGCAAGGACACCGGUUAUGGGAUGGGCAUGGGCAUGGGCAUGGGACUGGGCAUGAACACCACGCUGGGCCUGGACGACCAUUCCUCCUUCGGGCCGCACCACGACGAGGGCCUGGGCCUGGAGCUGAUCCGCGAGGAAUCUAACGCCCCCCUCCUGCCCCAGCGGCCGCCGCCACCCUUGCAGGCGGUGGACAACCUCCACAAUCAUCUCCACCAGUCGGUGCCACCUCCCCUUCCUCUCACUCACCACCCCUUCAACUCUGCCACCACCUCCUCCUCCGCGCGGAGGAGGAUCCCCCAGGAGAAUAGCGAAAGCUUUUUCCCCCUACUUAACAACGAGCACACCCAGGACGAGGGCUCGUCACCCAGCCACAACCACCAGAGAGACUCCCUCUACACCAGCAUGCCCAUGCUGGCCGGCCUGCCGGACGUGUCCACAGCCUCGCCUGAUGGGUCCAAGGACGGCGUAGACACAAAGAGCCAAGAGGCCAGCUCAGACGACGUCUACUACAAGAGCAUGCCCAACUUGGGCUCACGCAACCACCUCCAUCAGCUGCACUCCUACUACCAGCUUGGACGGGGAAGCAGCGACGGCUUCAUUGUGCCCCCCAACAAAGAGGAUCUGUCCCCUGAAGAGGCCCACCAGGAGCCCUCACACUUGGUCACCAGCCUAUAGACAGAGCCCUACCAUCAAACCCCUCCAGUGUUGCUCCUCUUUUCACCGUGAUCUUCCUAUUCUUCCCAGUGUCACCUUGUUCUGAUUGGUCGUUGGCAGUGGUAGCCUUUGUUUCUAUUCUGUGUCCUGCAAGACUGAAGCAGAGCGAAAAAACAGCUCUGCCGUAUCGCCGUUACUGACCACAAA
This is a messenger RNA of Lampris incognitus (smalleye Pacific opah), 4969 nucleotides long. RefSeq names its product adhesion G protein-coupled receptor L3-like. The record is from RefSeq and is a predicted model, not a curated record. The transcript is spliced from 24 exons. Gene Ontology annotation, cellular component: axon; glutamatergic synapse; cell-cell junction. Gene Ontology annotation, molecular function: carbohydrate binding; G protein-coupled receptor activity. Bases 221 to 4783 code for a protein of 1520 amino acids. Gene Ontology annotation, biological process: adenylate cyclase-activating G protein-coupled receptor signaling pathway; brain development; synapse assembly. Lineage: Eukaryota; Metazoa; Chordata; Actinopteri; Lampriformes; Lampridae.